Messenger RNA from Didymosphaeria variabile, 1218 nucleotides. RefSeq lists its product as uncharacterized. The coding region runs from base 1 to 1218 and encodes 405 amino acids. NCBI's taxonomy places the organism in Eukaryota, Fungi, Ascomycota, Dothideomycetes, Pleosporales, Didymosphaeriaceae. The transcript has a single exon. The record is from RefSeq and is a predicted model, not a curated record.
AUGACGGCACAACCAUUGCAGUCAUCGGCAUUGAAGAGUCGUCUAGGAGGAGGACCCAUCCUCAGAAUCGAAAACUUUGAAGAAUGGGACUUUGCUCGCAUGGGGUUCAAAAGUGACCAGGACCGCGUGAAAUGGCUCGACGAUAACAACAAAUGGAAAAGCUAUACCGAUAUUAUCGAGGAACUCCGAAAACCGCGCGAAAAAUUUGCCCGAAGAAAGAUUUAUGAAGCGCACCGAAAAAGCCUCCAGGAAGAGCUCCGGCAAAAGAUCAAAGACGAGCUCAUAGUCAGAUCCCACGAGCCGUACUUAGCAGGGAUCGAACUGCCUGAAAAUCAAAAAAUCAAAUCCAACGAGAUCCCAGAAUUGUGGAAACGCUGCGAAACAGGUUGGAUUGAGAAUUCAUUCGCAGAGACCCAGCUCCUGGGUAGCCUCGAUGGUCUGAUCAAAGAACUGCCCUUUUUUGACGCGACGAGCCCUUGGGACUUCAUGGUCCUUGGGCUUCCAUCCCUCUGUAUGAAGACUUUCAAGGAAGUUUCCUAUCGACAGUAUCGUUUCGCUAUCGAAAUUAUCGCCCAGAUCACCAGCGCCAUGGAAGAUCGAUAUGGGCACGCGAAUCACCUCGCACAACAUACAAUAUAUCUGGACCACACACAUAUGACCUCAUACCCUGGUCCAGGAGAGACCGAUCAAGACCGUUUUAAAAACGCCCUGUUCGAGCGUACGCACCACCUCGACAGGAAGCUAGACAUGGAAGUCGCACCACCGUUCGAAAACGAACCGAUAAUGUUAUCGUGGCUGUUGAAAGAGCUGGGAGGCGCAGACGCUCUUGUGAGACUUCCACAGAUGAUGCUCAUCAUGUUCAAGCCUGUGAAUCCAAUCCGGCAGCUGAUUCAGCACUUGCUGGACCAGCUGCAACACGAACAGCUUCCGUGUGUCAUUGUUUGUGCACCUGGAGAUGUCGACAAUGUCAUGCCGAGUGGGAACAGUCAUCUCGCCGAGCUAGCCAAUCGCUAUAGCGGCGACAGAAGCUCAGAUCUGGUGGAGGACUUCCUCACUAGGAAUUAUCAUAAGCAUGCACUUUUGACUGACGAAACUCUCGCCGGGUUGGAACACUUUUCUCCAGAGGCGAAGCAGGAAGCAAAGAAUAUUCUUGGGACACUAUGCCUGUUCGUGCGCAAAGAUUUGAGGCAUAGUCCGCCAAGGGCAAAUACUGCAUAG